Molecule: messenger RNA, 3449 nt
Organism: Struthio camelus australis
Lineage: Eukaryota; Metazoa; Chordata; Aves; Struthioniformes; Struthionidae
Source: RefSeq, a predicted model, not a curated record
GUUGGGUGGGACUAUAUCUGCAUACAAGAUAGUGCCAGACGAAAUAGAAGAAAUCAAGGUAUGGUUGUGCAUUUAAGAGGAACUGAAGUGGUGGCGGAUGCACUCUGCCCUAUAUUUCAUGCAUCAAGCAGGAGGAGGGGAGGAGCUGGAACGCACCUCCCAAGAUACUCCAAGGCAGGCCACGAGUUCACCCACUCUUAGAAUGUAUAUAUGGACUAAAUAUCUCAAAACACACCACCUGUUGGAGACGCUGAUAGAUUGGUGUGAUGAAAAGGAACUUAAUUUGAUUUUAACAACUGGAGGAACAGGGUUUGCACCACGAGAUGUCACUCCAGAGAAAUUCCCAACAUUCCCAUUAUGUGGGCUCCAGAGAGGGGCCACUAAAGAAGUAAUAGAGCGAGAAGCCCCAGGGAUGGCCCUGGCAAUGUUGAUGGGAUCACUUAAUGUUACUCCUCUGGGCAUGCUCUCUAGACCUGUAUGUGGAAUCAGAGGGAAAACUCUCAUAAUUAAUCUGCCAGGUAGCAAGAAAGGGUCACAGGAAUGCUUUCAGUUUAUACUGCCAGCCCUACCUCACGCCAUUGAUCUUUUGCGAGAUGCCAUUGUAAAAGUAAAGGAGGUACAUGAUGAACUUGAAGAUCUACCUUCACCACCACCUCCUCUUUCUCCUCCUCCAACCACCAGCCCUCACAAACAGACAGAAGACAAAGGAGUACAGUGUGAGGAAGAGGAGGAAGAGAAGAAGGAUAGUGGAGUUGCAUCAACAGAGGACAGCUCCUCUUCACAUAUAACUGCAGCAGCCAUUGCAGCUAAGAAGCAUCCAUCCUACACCAGUUCAGCUGUUAUCAUGGCAAAAGGUGAACAGCCCAUUCCUGGUCUCAUCAGUUAUUGCCAUCACGCAGCAGGCAGUGCAGGAGAACCGAUUCCAGAUUCCAUUAUCUCUCGUGGCGUUCAGGUGCUCCCACGUGAUACAGCCUCUCUCAGCACUACCCCUUCAGAAUCUCCUCGUGCCCAGGCCACCUCUCGUCUCUCCACUGCAUCCUGCCCAACACCAAAACAAAUUAGACGACCGGAUGAAAGCAAAGGAGUUGCUAGUAGAGUUGGAUCCCUCAAACUCCAUCGAAAGCUGGAGGAGCUCAGAGAUCACCUAGAAGGCAAUGUCAAAGGAUGCUCUCUCCGAGUAAAUGCUCGGCUCCCUUCGUGCUCAUCCACCUAUAGUGUUUCUGAGGUCCAGUCCAGGUGCAGCAGCAAGGAGAACAUCCUCAGAGCAAGUCACAGUGCUGUUGACAUUACCAAGGUAGCAAGAAGACACCGCAUGUCUCCAUUCCCAUUGACAUCUAUGGACAAGGCCUUCAUCACAGUUCUGGAGAUGACCCCAGUGCUUGGAACAGAAAUCAUCAAUUACAGAGAUGGAAUGGGCCGAGUCCUUGCUCAAGAUGUAUAUGCAAAAGAUAACCUACCACCAUUUCCAGCAUCAGUAAAAGAUGGCUACGCUGUCAGAGCUGCCGAUGGCCCAGGGGAUCGAUUCAUCAUAGGGGAAUCCCAGGCUGGUGAGCAGCCAACUCAGACUGUGAUGCCUGGUCAGGUAAUGCGAGUUACAACAGGUGCUCCAAUCCCAUGUGGUGCUGAUGCGGUGGUGCAAGUGGAAGAUACAGAACUCAUCAGGGAAUCAGAUGAUGGCACUGAAGAACUAGAGGUUCGAAUUCUGGUGCAGGCUCGACCAGGCCAAGAUAUCAGACCUAUAGGACACGACAUUAAAAGAGGUGAAUGUGUGCUGGCUAAAGGAACCCAUAUGGGUCCCUCUGAGAUUGGUCUCUUAGCAACUGUGGGAGUAACAGAAGUAGAAGUUAACAAGUUUCCAGUGGUUGCAGUCAUGUCAACAGGGAAUGAGCUACUGAAUCCUGAAGAUGACCUCUUACCAGGAAAGAUUCGGGACAGUAACCGUUCAACUCUCCUAGCUACCAUCCAAGAACAUGGCUAUCCAACAAUCAACUUGGGAAUUGUGGGAGAUAACCCAGAUGAUUUACUGAAUGCACUGAAUGAGGGUAUCAGCCGUGCUGAUGUGAUCAUUACAUCAGGAGGUGUAUCAAUGGGAGAAAAGGACUAUCUUAAACAGGUGCUGGACAUCGAUCUUCACGCACAGAUUCACUUUGGCAGAGUUUUUAUGAAACCAGGCCUGCCAACAACCUUUGCAACUCUGGAUAUUGAUGGCGUAAGAAAAAUAAUCUUUGCACUCCCAGGCAACCCUGUGUCAGCUGUUGUUACCUGCAAUCUCUUUGUUGUUCCUGCACUGAGGAAAAUGCAGGGUAUCCUGGAUCCUCGGCCCACCAUUAUCAAAGCCAGGUUAUCAUGUGAUGUAAAAUUGGACCCCCGCCCAGAAUACCAUCGGUGCAUACUGACCUGGCAUCACCAAGAACCACUACCUUGGGCACAGAGUACAGGGAAUCAGAUGAGUAGUCGUCUGAUGAGUAUGCGCAGUGCCAAUGGACUGUUGAUGCUACCUCCAAAGACAGAGCAGUAUGUGGAGCUUCACAAGGGGGAGGUGGUGGAUGUCAUGGUCAUUGGGAGGCUAUGAUGUCACCAGCAAGAGCGAAGCUUUGAUGCAUGUCCACAUAUCAUUGACUGUAUCCUGUAAUAUGCAAUGGCACAGCUAGUUUUUCUGAUUUGGAUAAAAGUUGAUCAGUAUAGUCAACAUCUUGAACUAUAUUUCAAAUGGAAUUUAAAUAAAUACCUUUUAAAAAAAAACUUUAAAAGCAAAUCUUAACAAAGAAAUUUAUUCUGAUUAUAUCAAAGCAACUUUUUCCUUUCCUUGCAAUUGCUUUGUGUGUUCAAUGCUAGUUCUAAUAGCGGUAGCUUUUAGUAGACAGCAGUAGGUGCCUGCAGAACUUGUGUUUUUUCUCAUCUUUAAGAUACAACUACUUAUGCUCUUAAAACAAGGCUGUCUGCUUAUUUAUACUAGCGUAGACAACACUUGGAUUUCCCUUAUUAGUAUGCUUCAUAACCGCUUCACUGAGCGCUUCUGCUUGUUCUUUAUCUUGUAUCUCGUGUUGAUGUGCACAGUGCCAAAAGCAGAGUGGCUGCACUGGGAACCCGAUGAAGCCCCGAGGUUUUCCCACCUCGCUGUGCGUUCAGGGAUCUCUCUUGUCCCAGCAGCCACCCAGCUCAGUACUCUUGGGCAGUAACUGGAUACCUUUUCUUUCAACAAACAAAAAAAAUUGCUUCCUCAAGUGCUGACAGCCUUUUUAACCAAUACAUUUAAAAAUGUACAGAACUAAAAACUAAAAAAAAAAUCAAAGACUGAUCUUGUACAGAUAUUAGUGUUACCAGCAUUCGUGUGGAAAUUAAAUGAACAAAGAAAUAAAACUAAUGUUAAACAACUCUGUACCAUAACAUUUUCUGUAAUGAUAUUGAAACUUAAAUGAAUAAAAAAAAUCCUCAAUCAUUAUUUAAAA